CUUCUUCGUCCUCAUGCUCUUUGUCAUAUAAAAAUCCGCCAUGGGAACAAUUACCAAAUAGUAGCCAGCCAUGGUGGUAACCGCCACUCCCGAUUGGACCAGUCUCCCCGAACACCUCCUCGCCUCAAUAGCAAAACGCCUCCACAGUCGAAUCGACCUCCUCCGUUUUCGCGCCGUUUGUCGGUUGUUUCGGUGCAUAAUUCCUCCUGUUCCAAAAGUCCUGUUUCCCUUCUCAAUUUUAACCUCCACUGACUUCCUCAGGGGCCCGAAUCCUCUCGGUAAUGACCUCUUUUACCCCACCGAAUCCACCGUCUACGCCAUCAAGCCCUUUGACGACGAAACGUCUCAAACAUGGUUGAUCAAAGUGGAUGAGACAAAACCAGGUAGACUCCAGAUAAAGGAUCCGCUUUCAGGAUAUCCUUAUAAUAACUUGUCCUGGAAGUUACCUAAGUCUAUGAACUUGUUGGAUUAUCGAGUCAAGGAAAUUAGUAAAUCAUAUAGACUUGUAUCUACCGGUUUCUUUGUAGCCAAGUACCCUUACAAGGUAUAUCCAAAGAGUUUUUCUGUCUCCGCAAAAAUGAUUUUUACUUCGCAUCUUGAUGAGACUGAUGAUGAGUUUGCGGUUAUCGCAAAAUUCGGAAGAAAAAACCUGAGCAUGUGGAGAAAUUUCGACAAGAAGUGGACUAAUGUAGAAAUGUACCUCGAGUCAUCUGAGUAUAUCUUGGAUAUCAUUUACCAUACUCACAAGUUCUAUGUUUUGAUCUCCAGGGGUUUUACUAUAAGCCUGGAUUCAAAAUCCAUGACUAUUAAUGAAGUUCCAAGCCCGCCCGAGGACUCAAAUUCACAGUUGAUAAGCCUGCUACGCUUGGUGGAGUCGUGUAAGGAUUUGCUCCUGAUUGGUAAGUACAGGGAUUCCGGAGAAACUAAGGAUCAUUUUAAGGUUUUUAAGCUUAAUGAAGAGAGAUGUGAGUGGCUUCCGGAAUUGGAGUUAGAAGAUAGAGCGUUGGUUAUGGAUCGAGAUGGUUCGUAUUCUCUUUCGGCAAAAGAGUUCUCAGGAUGCAGAGGGAACAGUAUUUAUUUCCUGGAUGAUUACAGUAGCCCAAAAUAUGGUCAUCCUGGGGAAGGCGUCAGGAUUUUUGACUUACAGGAUGGAAGUGUUGGGGAACUCUCAAAAUUUCCGGGAAAUUCUCACCUUUUCUGGCCUCCACCAACUUGGCUGAAGUAGGAUUCCUCUUAAGGCUGGAUCCCAAUCGCACUAGUUUUCCUCAAUGUUCAGAACGAAUUUGAGUUAAAGAAUAUCACCCUGGAUGUAUGCUUUUGGAUUUUUCAGUCGAAUCACGUUGAAGAUUGCUUAUCUAUCAUACUUUGUCUCUUUCUAUGCUUUCACCCAAGUCUAUUCAAUUUUGGUGUUCUUAUCAGUAGUGUAAAAGACCAUUCUAGAUAAGAGUCCUCCAAGUCUCCAAGUAAACGUCCCAAGAGAGUGCAUUCCAAGUAAACGUUCCUGGAAGCAAAGUCCUGACUUGAAUGAAUUACCCACGUUAGAAACUUCAAUUCAAGGAGUUUAGUCAAAUUAGUCGGCUUGCUAGAGCCAAAAAAGAAAUUCCCCAGCCGAUGAAGUGAAAAACGUGUUUUAAAAACAAAAACCGAACCAGGCGAUUGGAUCAAGAAUAUUGACCGAAACGUCAGGUUAAUCCAAUCAAACCUUUGUGUUAAUGUAUGUUCCAAACAAUUGCCAUCACAAGGCUGCUAUCAAAUUUUGCAUCCGGUGAACUCAACUCGGGUUAUAUCAAAUAUGGAGUAUGCGGGUGGAAACAAGUUAAGUUACCCAGGACUUAAUUCUUAUUGAUUGAGUUGUACCUAAUUCAUUUAUUAUAGAAUUGAAUUUAAACACACAAUCUUAAGCA
Mangifera indica (mango) is the source of this 1904-nucleotide messenger RNA. RefSeq names its product F-box protein At2g17690-like. The coding region runs from base 71 to 1225 and encodes 384 amino acids. Gene Ontology annotation, molecular function: protein binding. The transcript is spliced from 2 exons. The record is from RefSeq and is a predicted model, not a curated record. Lineage: Eukaryota; Viridiplantae; Streptophyta; Magnoliopsida; Sapindales; Anacardiaceae.